Molecule: messenger RNA, 3169 nt
Organism: Babjeviella inositovora NRRL Y-12698
Lineage: Eukaryota; Fungi; Ascomycota; Pichiomycetes; Serinales
Gene: SIZ1
Product: SUMO ligase
Exons: 3
Coding region: 14-3169 (1051 amino acids)
Biological process (GO): protein sumoylation
Molecular function (GO): SUMO ligase activity; zinc ion binding
Source: RefSeq, a predicted model, not a curated record
CGCAUCACCAACAAUGUCACUGGCGCCGAUCGAACAGCACUACAGUGCUGCGCUCGCGACGCUCGCACGGUUGAAGGCGCACCAGAUGAAGGACGUCGCGCGUGCGAUAGGGUUGGCGACACUGGGGCGCAAGGCCGACUUGGCAGAGCGGCUCCAGGCCCAUGUGCAAACAGCAUACGCAAAGGCGGAUGUUGCACUCGUCGAGGCCGCACAUACACUCUUCCACCAGGCAAGUUCCGGUGCACCGCUCCCUAACCACCAGGACUUGUACAACGCGCCCCGCGCCGGGCGUGCACUUCCAGUGGGGUACGCGGCGGGGCCUUCGCACUCCACAAACAUCUCACAAAGUGGGGUUCAGUACGGCGUCGCCGCAACCGUGGCCCCGCCGGCAGCACCCGCCCCCAAGAAGCGCAUGCCCGCGCCCGUUGCGCCUGCGAUGUGCUUUCAGCCCAGCCCGUUCUACCGCCUCAAGCGCAUGCUCCAUGGUUCACCCAUCCUCGCGGUGAGCGCGCCUGAAACCCGUGGCACCGCGAAGCUUGACUUUGUCAUCAGCACCCAGGAGCAAGAACUUCUCGCUGCAGGGCCGCAUGUGCAACUUCUCGCGUUCUGCGCCGCACGCGUCGCUGGCGCGCCACACGCGCUCCUCCAGUUCCCACACCCGCUCGAGCUUCACCUCAACGGGGAACUUAUCAAGGACAACGUAAAGGGAAUCAAGAACCGUCCGGGGACAUCGCGCCCCGCGAACCUCACACCAUACUACCGCGCAGCUCCGUUCACCAACGUGUUUGAAAUGGUCUACGCCUUCACCAAGACCGAUUUCUACGUGUCGUUCUACAUCGUCGAGCGCUUCAGUGCGGAACAUGCAUUGGCGCAGGUCACCAUGCGCGCGCCAAUACCUGUGCAGCACACCGUGCAAAAAAUCCGUGGUGAGUAUGCGAACAGCGACGACGAGAUCACCGAGGUGUCUGCGACCUUGUCACUCAAGUGUCCGCUCCUGUACAUGCGAAUGCAGACGCCGUGUAAGUCAUUGUUCUGCCAGCACAUUCAAUGUUUUGAUGGACUCUCGUUCUUGCAGUUACAGGAGCAGGUUCCCACGUGGCAGUGUCCGAUCUGUUCGAGUCAAAUCAAGUAUGAAGACCUCGCGGUGUGUGAGUAUAUGGGUCAGGUGUUGAAGGAGACGGGAGAGGACGAUGAAGUGGUGGAUUUGGCUGAGGAUGGAGGGUGGAAGGUUAGACGUGAAGCGAGUGAGGGGGGCGACACGAAACCGAAGGAGCUGGGCCGAGCGAAAACAGAUGCAAAUAAUGCAAAUAAUGCAAAUAGUGCAAAUAAGGAUGCAGAUAUGAAGGAUGAGUUACCAGCGGCGAAUGCGGAUAUGAGUAUUUCAAAGGACAUCGAGGUGAUUUCAUUGGAUAGCGAUAGUGAGGAGGAGAGCGAGCCGGUUGUAAAGGCAGAGCCGAAAUCAGCUGCUAAGUCGACCGUGACGCUAGCUGAGAAAUCCGAAGAGAGGACAAAACCGGUGUCAAAUACUCACGAUCUAAAUGAAGCCCAUACCCAUCAAUCGGCUACCAACGGGCACGAGUUUCCAUUAGAUUCCUCCCAGCUGCCGCUGCCGGGUCUUGCCGACCAGUAUGUAUCGUUCAGAAAUCUCCACCAACGGCAGCUUCAAGCGCUGGACAGCCUCAAUGGCAUUCCCUCGCAUAUUCCGUCAUUGCAGAUUCGUGUGGGGCACACGCAAAUCGUGCCAAAUGGCAGAACUCCUCAGCCGUUGAGUCGGCCACCUCUUGGGCCCAAGGCUGUGAGCUCUCAGGCUCAACCAGCGAUUGUGAACAAGCGCGUUCUGAUGAAUUCAGAUGUGAGCCAUAAACCUCUGAAUUCAAAAGCUUCUACAAAUACUUCCACAAACACUUCCACGGGCCCUAUCACUAAUGCAACCGUAAAUACCACUGCAAUUGCAACUGCAGAUGCAAAUGCAAAUGGCUUUGAAGGUUCGCCUUCUCCCCCACAACGCAUCUCGUGGCUCUUCCCGCCGGUACCAACGCCGCCUACGCGAACUGUCUCUCUUACGGGCGGGACCAUACCCCGUGGCCCACCCGCCUCGCUGCCCAGCCUUUUCAGAGCUAACACGUCUAGCUCGCUCGCGCCGUCGCACGACGCGACGCGCAGCUUGUUCCGUAACACAGACGCGGUGCCACAAGCAAGCGUACCAAACGGAUCGUUAGGCCCACGGCCAAGCUCGGGACCACCGCCGCUUAAUAUUAGCGGUUUCACAGGUCAGGACGUGUUGGGUAUCACCCGUACAGAGCCGGAGAAGCUCCCAGGGACAGCUUCAAAGUUUCCGGCCUUGAAGAUUCCUCCGAAAUUCGUCGUUCCGGGAGCUACUCCGGUGACUACAGCUACAAACGGUACUUUGAGUCUGUCGAACGCGAAGAAUUCCGUAGCGAGUCUCUCCUCGGGUUCUCCAGUGGCAAGUUAUUCUGCGGUCUCCCUUUCGACGAUCAAAGCUGUACAGUAUCAACUGACCGCUAAGAACGUUGUUCAACCUGUCACUAACUCUACGGCCAAUUCCACCCAAAAGAUGACCCCAAUGGCCAACAUAUCCGAUACUCUCCAAAACGCCACCACCCCGGUUGGUACCUCCCCGAAGAUUCCCACUCCGGCAAGCCCUGCCCAAGAAGCUACCACUCCUGGUGUGACUCUAAAGGUAUCCACUCCCGUCAAUAUGGUUCAGCCUUUGAGUUCCCGGUCUGUAACCUCUAUUACCCAAAGUCUGGCCUCGUCCAAUCAGGUACCACAACUACUGGCCGUCCCUCUGACGACUCACUCCUCUUCCACCCCAACGCUUGAGUCGUCGCCAUCCCUCCCAAAGCUCAACCUUUCGUGGUCUGAAAACAACGUGCUCCAGCUGGCGUCGCGGUUCUCCCCGUCACGCUUUGGCCCAGUGCCAGACGACAGCACACCCCUUACCAAAUUGUAUCUCAACGGUGCUUCGAAACAGUCCACGUUCCAGAAGUAUCCCCACAUUCCCGUCAUUCCACGAUUCAAAAGUAGCUUGGUCGAGUCGCCGAAGCGGAAGCACUCUGAGGAGGCGCAUUCACCAGCAAAGCGCACUCCCGUGGCUGGUCUGGAUGAUGUUGAGGUGAUUGACUUGUGCUGGUCCGAUAACGAGUGA